GCUGCGGUCCGCGCCGGGCGCCCAUCGGCCGCGGGGGCUUCGGCGGGCGGGGCCGCAGGGAGCGGUGCGCGUCGGCUCCGGGCGCCUGGUAGCGUCUUGGUCCGCGGAGCGCCCGGAGGAGCGGUGGAUUCUUUACUGCUGAGCCACCAGCUUCCUAAGGGCUAGGCCUCGUCACAAAGAGGACUCAGAGGAGCCUGACCAAGGAGAGAGUCUUUGUCAACAUCAACAACUACUGCAAAUUAUAGCAAGGAAAAACAAAUGGAAGCCCUGCCUGAUGUGGCUGUUUUGGCGACUCGACUUAAAAACACUCUUAUCCAGUACCACAACCUUGAAGAUGAAAAGUGGCGAGUUGCUAAGAAGACGAAAGAUGUAACAAUUUGGAGGAAACCUUCAGAAGAAUUUAAUGGAUAUCUUUUCAAAGCCCAAGGUGUGAUAGACGAUGUUGUCAACAGUCUAAUAGACCACAUACGCCCAGGCCCCUGUCGCUUGGAUUGGGACAGCUUAAUGACCUCUUUGGAUAUUUUGGAGCACUUUGAAGAGAAUUGCUGUGUGAUGCGUUACACAACUGCGGGUCAGCUUUGGAAUAUAAUCUCCCCAAGAGAGUUUGUUGACUUCUCCUAUACUGUGGGCUAUAAAGAAGGGCUUUUAUCCUGUGGGAUAAGUCUUGACUGGAGUGAAAAGAGAUCUGAAUUUGUUCGUGGCUAUAACCAUCCCUGUGGUUGGUUUUGUGUUCCUCUUAAAGAGAGUCCAAGCCGGAGUCUUUUGACAGGCUGUAUUCAGACGGAUCUGCGUGGAAUGAUUCCCCAGUCUGCAGUAGAUACAGCUAUGGCAAGCACUUUAAUCAACCUCUGUGGUGAUUUACAAAGAGCCCUAAAAAAGGCAUAAUAUGUUUUAACUUAGAGUAGUAGUAUAUUCCCUGAAUCAACUCCAUCUCUUAGUUGCAUGGCUCAUAAAAAAAUCAUCCUUCCCUCUCUUCUGCAUAGCCUGUAGAAAAUUUUGAGAUGUGUUUGGUUUAUUUUAUUCAGCAAGUAAAUAGCUGGCUAGAGUGAGCAUCUCAGUUCUCCUGAGCAGUUAUUUGCACAUUGUUUGGAAUGGUAGUGUGUCUAGGGAUGGAGAGGAUGACAGGAAUUCACCAAGAAGUAGAUACAGGUCUUUGACAUAAACCCUCAAGGAAUUGAAUAGUGCCUCAGUAGGAAUAUUCUGGCUGCUUAGAAAUUAGAGAAAGCCAAGCUUCUUGCUGGUAGGCUAAAAUCACCUGUUUUAGAGCUUUAUAAACAUUCUAUAAAAGUUUUAACUUUGGGGGAAGUUAAAUAUUAAUGUUUUACUCUAUGUAUGCUCUAUGAGUUUAACAAUAUCUUGGACUAAAGAAAAAUUACUUUUCUCUAUACUUCCUAAAGAUGAACUUCACUAUUGAACUACUUUAAAUAUUGAAAAUAUCAGAAAUAAGAAUAGGUAUCCUAAUACAAUGCAAUUCAGUUUUGAUACCUAGAUAACAGUAUUUUGUAGAUAUCUUUAAAAAUAUAUUUGUAUCUUUAGGUGCUUUUAUUUUGGGAGUCUUAAAAGCCUUUAUGCAUGAAUAAGACAAUGUAAAAAACUGCCAGAUAUGUGCUGGGAUAGCACAGUGAUUGAGCAGUAUUCUGCGUUGUGUGAAAUGGGUGGUGAUAUCCAGUACUAAACAAUAGAGAAUCAUCUUUUUAGAAAGUUAGAUUUGACGAAUGUUUUGUACCUGUUUGAGUUUUAAAUGUGUCACUCAACUCAUAAAUUACUCACUGUGUCAUACACAUUCACAGUUGUGAUGUAAUUUCAGUCUGGAACUAUAACAAAUGCAUUCCUGGAUUUAUACGAAUGCCUGGAUAGUCAUUUUAUAGCUGGAAUGGACUGUAAUGCGUCCCUUGAUUCUGUGGCUGCGUUAAAUGGACAUUCCUGAAUGAUUUUAACAUUCCACAUGCCUCUUUGGCAUUUGCACUGUCUGCCUGGUUUACAUAUAAGUUGAAAACUUGAGGGAACUCAGUGUGUCUGUGCAAAUUUUUAUAUUUAUAUUUCUGUAUACGCACACAUCUUGAAAUCCAUUUCAGUAGUCAAUGUGAGUUAUUUAUGUGUUGUUAUCAUUUUUCCCACUGUUUCAUUUUCUCUUCUUUCUUUCUGGGUUAAUGUGGGAUAAAGCGAGCUCUGAGAAUAAUAUUUACUGGAUAGACCUCAAAGUGGGCCCCCUCAUGGCUCAGACGGUAAAGAAUCUGCCUGAAAUGCAGGAGACCUGGCUCAGUCCCUGGGUCAGGAAGGUCCCCUGGAGAAGGAAAUGGCAACCCCACUCCAGUACUCUUGCCUGGAGAAUCCCAUGGACAGAGGAGUCUGAUGGGCUAUUAUAGUUCAUGGGGUUGCAAAGAGUGAUAUGACUGAACGACACUUUUGCUUUAGACCACGAGAAGCACAAAAACACAUUAUGGUUCAACUGCAUGAAGGCAUGAUCUGUAUUUUACUUUCCUGUGUUUUCCUGACUGUUAAAUAAAGCAUAACUCAUAGUUCUUCAGACCCAUUUGAAAAUAGAAAAAGUAGAGCUGAUUUAUUUUUAUUUUUUUGCUAUUGGAGAUAAUGUUCAAAACAAAAGGUGGCAGUACCAUUAUAUCCAUACUGAAUAAUCUCACAAAUUUUAGAUUAAAAAUAAUUUGUUUCAAGGUCUGAUAGAAGCAAUGCAAAAAAUGAUCUUAUAUUCUUAACUUGAAAUUUAUUAAUCACCAAUGUUUUUCCAGAUUGACUACCCAAAUUUUUGAGUUGUUGAUUCCUCUGCUACUUCUUUUUCUUGCAAUAAGGAAAGAGAACUGAGCAGUUUAACUUUCAGCUUCCCUUAGAAAUUGUUAAAUGUUAAUUUUGACUUAAUCUAUUGUCUUUUAUUUGGUUUUAAUUGUGUAGAGUAGGGGGUUCCUCAUACUCCAGUGUUCUGUCUAGCAUGGCAAAAUACCAGCAGGUGUCCAAUUAUGGGGUGCCCAGAUUGGGUAAGGUUGCAGCAGAUGUGUAUUACUAUGAGGGCUAUCAUUGCCUAAGCUGGGGACUGCUGAAGGCAAAUAAGCUGUCCACUCGCAGCUUCUCUGUGUUCUCUUGGUUUUUAUAACUUAUACCUCCAGCUAGUGAUUCCAUAAUCCACUCUUGAAUGAGGAUCCUUGCAGGUAACAGAACCCUCAUGGAAAAAUUUAUUCAAAUAUUGAGCCAUCUGAUGGACUGAAGGAUCAUAUUUGAAUUACGUGCAAUUUACAUACAGCUUCUGGAUGGCACUUCUAGACGUGUAGCUAUUACCACAGUCCAGUUUUAGAACAUUUCUAUCAUUCAAAAGAUCUCUUUUACCUGUUUGUUGAAUCAUAUAUAAACAGAGUUUAGCAUAGUUGUUAGAAUACAGAUGAUGAUGAAAAAGAGCAGGUUUUGUUUGGUCUUGUACUCAAGAGUAGAGGUGUAUUUGAUUCCAAGCUCAAGAGCCUUGUGAUCAUAAGUUACAUAUGUCAAAUACCAUAAUGAUAUGAAAUUUAACAGUGUGGGUUGGGAUUAAUAUUAACACAUGUAAUAGAAUCUGCUGUUUCUGUAGCAGUGCCAUAGAAUAGAGAAAUAAUGUGAGCCAUAAUUGUAGAUGUAAUUUACAUUUUUCUAGCAGCUACAUGAAAAAAUUAAAAGAAUCAGUGGAAGUUAAUUUUAAUAGUAUAGUUCAUUUCACUCAGCAUAUCCAAAAUAUUGUAAUUUCAACAUGUAAUCAUUAUAAAAGUCUUUUAAGAUAGCUUACAUUCUUUUGUACUAAUUUUUUGGUUUCUGUUGUGUAUUUUACUAAUUUGGGCUAGCCACAUGUCAAGUUAAUUUUAAUAACCUAAUACACAGUUCUGUAUUAAUCUACAUAUUAAUUUGUCUUUCUAUAAGACAUAGUAGAGAAUUUCAUAGAAUCACUCUCUUAAGUACAAAAUCUUUUGUGGUCUCUGAAGCCUUCAGUGCUUGCUAAAAGUGAACUUCUUAACUUUAGAAAUAAAUCAGUUAGAAAUAAAUAUUAAUUGUCAAUAAAAUGAAAAUGAUAGCCCAAAACAUUUCCCUUUAAAGAUAACAAACUUUUCAUAGGGCUGUUGAUGAAAUGAAAGAAUACAAUCUGCCUUGUAGUAAUGUGGUUGACUCUUUUCUCUAGCUUAUAGCUAGUUUGUGUUAGAAACACGUGUAUGUAGGAGAUAUUUGGCAUAGUACUGUUUUCAGUACAUGAUACCUAUUUUUUUCAGGAAGUUAGUUUCAUACAAGAAGAUAAUUUAUCAUAAGUGAUACUUUGCAUGAAAUGUUAAUUUGUAUUGUUAAUCUUUGGUUAAUCAUUGAAGUUUAACAGAGUACUCAGCAAUAAUAAUUAUGAGAAUUUAGUGUUCUGCAGUUAUGUGUAAUAUAAACUGCUAGCUGCUAAAGACAGAUUGUUCAUGUUAAAAUUCUCUUCAUUUUGUUGUUCACUGAGGUUGGAUGUAUUUGAAACUGUAAAUUUCUAUAUGUAAAAAUAUAUCCCAAUAAAAAGAGGCCUUUCUUUUCUCUCCUCCUCUCUUUUUCCUUCCUAACUGAAGGACAUUUUAUCAACACUCAGGUUGAAUUAAAUUAAUAUCUCAAGCUAAAAACUCUGUAACUGAGGCUGCCUCUGGAGAAGACAGGAGACAUUGCACAAUGCAGAACUCCUAACGUCUGUUGAGCUUUUACGUGUGAGUGACCCCCUUCGAUGUAGAUAAACGCUUUACCUGUUUACUUUAAGAACACGCUGCCUCAUUUGAAUCAGUUGUUAAAAUCCAGUUUCUUUUAAUUAAGUGGAUACUGUGGACAUCACAACCCUGUGCAUAAAUUAACAGAAUCCAGGGAAGCUAGGAGACUUGACCUAGACCCUGUGUUAUAUAAUUACUCAUCCAGUCUGUCUCCUAUACCUUUCUUCUUCAACUUUCAGAAGGAGGGGAUGGUAGGAUCGGGGCUUAGAAGAGACAUUAGAUUAAUCCCAGAGCACAGGAAAUUGAAAUAAUAUAUUUAUUAUUUUGUUGUUUCCAAAGAUUUUACAUGUAUGGUUAAAUAAAAAUUCAUUCCUUGGAAUUCAAUAAAAGCUGUAUACCAUAUAUAGAUUUUAUUUUUAAGAAGUUUGUAUUUCUUUUAUGAGCCAAUAUGUAAAACUGGAACCUUUGUUAAACUAAUAAGAACAUGUAUUAAUAUAAUAUAAUUUAUUAAAUUUCUAUGAAAUAUAUCAAUAAAAUUUCUACACACUCUUA
Molecule: messenger RNA, 5243 nt
Organism: Dama dama (fallow deer)
Lineage: Eukaryota; Metazoa; Chordata; Mammalia; Artiodactyla; Cervidae
Product: stAR-related lipid transfer protein 4-like
Exons: 7
Coding region: 259-885 (208 amino acids)
Biological process (GO): intracellular cholesterol transport; cholesterol transport involved in cholesterol storage; cholesterol import
Cellular component (GO): endoplasmic reticulum; cytosol
Molecular function (GO): cholesterol binding; cholesterol transfer activity
Source: RefSeq, a predicted model, not a curated record